Messenger RNA from Oryza brachyantha (malo sina), 1453 nucleotides. RefSeq names its product protein PELOTA 1. The transcript has 15 exons. Lineage: Eukaryota; Viridiplantae; Streptophyta; Magnoliopsida; Poales; Poaceae. Gene Ontology annotation, biological process: RNA surveillance; ribosome disassembly; nonfunctional rRNA decay. Gene Ontology annotation, cellular component: cytoplasm. Bases 148 to 1284 code for a protein of 378 amino acids. The record is from RefSeq and is a predicted model, not a curated record.
GUUCACAGCCCGACCCCGACGCCUUCCCCCCGCUUCCGCCGCGCCGCCUCUGCCCCCCCACGCCGGCGCCCAGAGCGAAAACCCGCACGAGAGGAGAAGCGCCCCCCACCCGCGGCGUUUGUGCGGCUCCCCGGCCGGCCACCGGCGAUGAAGCUCCUCCACCGCGACCUCGUCCGCAACGGCCCCGGCAAAGCCAAGCUGUUGCCGGAGGAGGACGACGACCUGUGGCAUGCCUACAACCUGAUUGUUCCCGGGGAUACUGUCGAGGCCUACACUGUUCGGAAAGUUCUGAGAGAGAUGGCAUCUGGAGGGCGUGACUCUGAGCGCGUGAGGCUAAAGUUGGCAAUUGUAGUGGAGUCUGUAGAUUAUGAUAAGGAGGGAUCUGUCCUGCGUGUACGUGGAAAAAAUAUCACUGAGAAUGAUUAUGUGAAGAUUGGGCAAUUUCAUACUAUGGAGUUUGAGCUGAGGAGACAGUUUACUUUGACGAAGGAUGUUUGGGAUUGGUUAGCACUUGAUAUCAUCCAACAAGCAUGUGACCCAGCUGCAAGCGCUGAUCUGGCCGUUAUUCUCAUGCAAGAAGGACUUGCACAUUUGUUCCUCAUUGGUAGAAGCGUAACAGUAACUAGAGCACGCAUUGAAACAUCGAUUCCUCGGAAGCAUGGCCCUGCGAUUGCUGGUUAUGAAUCGGCCCUCAAGAAGUUCUUUGAACAUGUUUUGACAGCUUUCCAGAAGCAUAUUAAGUUUGAAGUAAUCCAAUGUGUUGUAAUUGCAAGUCCAGGUUUUACUAAGGAUCAGUUCCGUGAUUAUAUGUAUCUUGAAGCUGCACGGCGAGACAUAAGAGAAAUAAUUGAGAACAAACCACGCAUUAUUCUUGCACAUGCUCCUUCAGGUUACAAGCAUAGCCUGAAGGAAGUUUUGGAAAGCCCAAGUGUGAUGACACUAAUAAAAGAUACAAAAGCGGCACAGGAGGUCCAAGCUUUGAAGGACUUCUUCAACAUGCUUACUAAUGACUCAGAUCGAGCUUGUUAUGGACCUAAGCAUGUUGAGGUUGCGAAUGACCGUCUUGCUAUCCAAACUCUUUUAAUAACAGAUAAUUUGUUUCGGAACUCUGACAUAGCCACAAGACAAAAUUAUGUGCGUUUGGUUGAAUCGGUCAAAAAAUUCGGUGGCACAGUGCACAUAUUUUCUUCAAUGCAUGCCUCUGGUGAACAGUUGGCGCAAUUGACAGGAAUCGCAGCAAUACUUCGAUUUCCCUUGCCAGAUUUGGAGGACAUUGAGAUGUGAUAAUUCCACCGUUCGGAUUAUUUUUUUGGCAAUAUGCCAACUUGUAAUUCAUGUGUAAUCUUAUUCGUUGUUUUCAUAUAGGUAACUCUUAAGAAAUCUGACCACAGUAUAACCUAGUUGUAAAUGGUUUGCCAUGCCGUAUUAGUUGAUUGUUUUUUUUACUUAACAA